Grus americana (Whooping crane) is the source of this 3069-nucleotide messenger RNA. It is a transcript of the gene TRAF7, whose product is annotated as TNF receptor associated factor 7. Bases 270 to 2282 code for a protein of 670 amino acids. The transcript has 22 exons. Gene Ontology annotation, biological process: Notch signaling pathway; regulation of proteasomal protein catabolic process; regulation of cell cycle. NCBI's taxonomy places the organism in Eukaryota, Metazoa, Chordata, Aves, Gruiformes, Gruidae. The record is from RefSeq and is a predicted model, not a curated record. Gene Ontology annotation, molecular function: zinc ion binding; ubiquitin-like ligase-substrate adaptor activity; protein binding. Gene Ontology annotation, cellular component: SCF ubiquitin ligase complex; nucleolus; cytoplasm.
CGCGCCGGACUACAAGUCCCGAGGAGCACGGGGCGCAGGGCUUCCGGCCCGGGCGGCAGCUGAGCCGCUAGCCGAGGGGGGAGCAGGCCCAGGGUCGCGAUGUGCCGGGGCCGGGCGCCGGCGCUCUGGCCACUGCCAGAAAAUGCUGAACACUCAUCCAGGAAUGAUUUGAAGGAACCUGACUGUGUGCUUGCCACCUGCUUCUGAACAUCCAGGUUUAUGUGAGUUUAGAGCAAACUUCCCAUGACUAAGAAAUGCUGGCCUAGAUUAUGAGCUCAAACAAGAACGCUCGCUACAAUCGUUUCUCCAGUGGCACAACAAACAUCAGUACUUCCGAAAACACUAACGGCACAAGAAUGGAAACAACUUUUGGGCCAGCCUACUCUGCUGUGACAACCAUCACAAAGGCUGACGGGACCAAUACUUUCAAACAGCACCGUCGGACCCCAUCCUCCUCCAGCACACUCACCUACUCCCCACGAGAUGAGGAUGAUGGCAUGCCUCCGAUCAGCACCCCACGCCGCUCUGACUCUGCUAUCUCCGUCCGUUCAUUGCACUCUGAGUCCAACAUGUCCUUGCGCUCGACGUUCUCACUCCAUGAGGAAGAGGAGGAGCCAGAGCCACUGGUGUUUGCUGAACAACCGUCCGUGAAGCUGUGCUGCCAACUGUGUUGUAGUGUGUUUAAGGAUCCAGUUAUCACAACCUGUGGGCACACAUUUUGUAGAAGAUGUGCCUUAACAUCUGAGAAGUGCCCCGUGGACAAUGCCAAACUGACCGUAGUGGUUAACAACAUUGCGGUGGCUGAACAGAUCGGGGAGCUCUUCAUUCACUGCAAGUAUGGCUGCCGGCCUGCAGCCAGCAGCAAGCCCGCUGCCUUUGAGGUGGACCCCCGUGGAUGUCCGUUUACAAUUAAACUGAGUGCCAGGAAAGAUCAUGAAAGCAGCUGUGAUUACCGGCCAGUUCGCUGCCCCAAUAACCCCAGCUGCCCACCUCUCCUGAAAAUGAACCUGGAGGCACAUCUGAAAGAGUGCGAGCACAUAAAAUGUCCCCACUCCAAAUACGGGUGUACAUUCAUAGGAAAUCAAGACACUUAUGAGACCCACUUGGAGACGUGCAAGUUUGAGGGUCUGAAGGAGUUCCUGCAGCAGACGGACGAUCGCUUCCAUGAGAUGCAGGUGGCAAUGGCUCAGAAGGACCAGGAAAUUGCCUUCCUGCGCUCCAUGCUGGGGAAGCUCUCAGAGAAAAUCGACCAGCUGGAGAAGAACCUGGAGCUUAAGUUUGAUGUGCUGGAUGAGAACCAGAGCAAGCUGAGUGAGGACCUGAUGGAGUUCCGCAGGGACGCCUCCAUGCUGAACGAUGAACUCUCCCACAUUAAUGCUCGGCUCAACAUGGGCAUCCUUGGAUCCUAUGAUCCUCAGCAGAUCUUCAAGUGCAAGGGGACCUUUGUGGGACACCAGGGCCCUGUCUGGUGUUUAUGCGUUUACUCCAUAGGAGACUUGCUCUUCAGCGGCUCUUCAGACAAAACCAUUAAGGUGUGGGAUACCUGUACCACAUACAAGUGCCAAAAGACCUUGGAAGGUCACGAUGGAAUUGUACUGGCUCUCUGCAUCCAGGGGAACAAGCUGUACAGUGGCUCUGCUGACUGCACCAUUAUUGUCUGGGAUAUUCAAAACCUGCAGAAAGUGAACACGAUCCGAGCACAUGACAAUCCUGUUUGCACUUUGGUCUCCUCGCACAACAUGCUGUUCAGCGGCUCUCUCAAAGCCAUCAAGGUCUGGGAUAUUGUAGGUACCGAGCUCAAACUGAAGAAGGAGCUGACAGGUCUCAAUCACUGGGUGCGAGCGCUGGUGGCUUCUCAAAACUAUCUCUACAGUGGAUCUUAUCAAACAAUCAAGAUCUGGGACAUCCGCAACUUGGAGUGUGUCCACGUGCUGCAGACGUCAGGAGGCAGUGUCUACUCCAUUGCUGUGACAAACCACCACAUUGUGUGUGGCACCUAUGAGAACCUCAUCCAUGUCUGGGAUAUAGAGACAAAGGAACAAGUCCGCACGCUGACCGGGCAUGUGGGCACGGUCUAUGCCCUCGCUGUCAUCUCCACACCGGAUCAAACCAAAGUCUUCAGUGCAUCGUAUGACCGGUCUCUCAGGGUGUGGAGCAUGGACAACAUGAUCUGUACCCAGACACUGCUGCGACACCAGGGUAGCGUCACUGCCCUCGCAGUCUCCAGGGGCCGCCUCUUCUCUGGCGCUGUGGACAGCACUGUAAAGGUCUGGACGUGCUAGUGAGAGCGCCACACUAGUCCUGCACACUGAAAGACCAAAAACUCCCCUCCGUUGGCCUGCUGGGUGACUAACACCACUAUGAAAUAACUGCUGCAGCUCCUCUCCGCACCGACCACUGCCUGCUGCUGCCCAUCGGCCGGUUCCCCCACCCGCAAGGACCCUGGCUGGCAGCUCUCAGGACGGGUCUGGCUCAUGGAUGCUCCAGACGUUCCCUCAGAUCUGCCGUAUACGAUUAGAAACACAGAGGAAGCCGUUCCAGUUGCCAGAGCCUUCCGCACUGCAGGCUGCCCUCCUCUGCCUGCGUUCCCCCAGCUGGGGAGCAUCCUCUGGGGCCGGGGCAGCCCCGCCGCGCACCGGUGCGGACACAGCGCAGCCCUUGGCCGGCGAUGGGACUGAAUGGUUCAGCUUGUCACCGGUGGGAGCCAGCCUGGCCAGGGCAGCGACGCUGGGAGGCUGGUCCCUUUGUAAAUGGUAGAACUGAGCAUUAGGCCUUGUCCUGGGUUGGGACCCCGACCCCUUUCUGUCUCUAUUAUUUAAUUUUACUGCCAAGAUGUCAGGCUGAUCCAUCUGGGAAGAGGUGUUUUCUUGAGUAGCCAGGUACGAUUUUUAUGCCACAGCUAGUUCUCAAAUCAAAUAACACAAGCCCAUUGUUCACCACCCUGUAAUAAUGGUCUCCACAUUAAAGAGAAGAAGCCUCCGUUGCAUUUUUACUCACAUUUUCUACUGUUUUUAAGAUUGUAAUAGAGAUUUGAUUAUUUCUUCAUUGACAAUAAAAGCAGAAAGAGUU